Molecule: messenger RNA, 527 nt
Organism: Cinara cedri
Lineage: Eukaryota; Metazoa; Arthropoda; Insecta; Hemiptera; Aphididae
Source: the annotation of a GenBank genome assembly
AAACGAAAGAAACUCGUCGUUGACCGUGUUGGUGCACGAGAACAGUCGCACCAGCAUAGAAUUUGUUGACCGCGUGCUGAUCCUGAUAAAGGUUCGUGACGCGAUUUUUAAUCGUAAUUUAUAAUAAUAAUAGUAAAAAAUUCGUGCCUUUCAAUAAUCGUCUCGUUUUUUUUUUUUUUUUCAUUCACAGCAUCGAGUUUCGGUGGACAAAGUGAUAUUUUGCACCAAGAGACACGCCGAGGGGAACCGGUUGAAGCACAGCCAAAUUCGGGUACGUCUAUUCGCCGUUUUGUCAUAAUAACAAUACGAGAGUAAUAUUGGUUUGUGUAUCGUGCACGAACCGUUUUCGGAUUUACGGUUCGUUCUUAGCUGUCAUUAUUAUUUCAAUGUUUGUUUUGCAGUGCUACGCCGUCAGUUCGUAUGCCGGUCUCAUGGAGUACUUCGAAGACAGUCAAAUCCCGUCGAUUUGCGGUGGCCCGUAUACCCACGGCCAACACGAAUGGAUCGAUUUCUACAAGGUCCGUUGA